UCCAUGUGUGGAGGAGAUUCCUGAGUGGUAUCUUUGAUAUUGACCAUUGGUAAAAGAUAACAAAAAAGUCUAUAUAAGUGUGGCGUCUCUCAACUCAAUGGUAUCACCAACCCACAAAGUUAAGUGAUAUGUCUGGUACUGAAGAAAUGUCAAAAGCUCUCAAAGCCAGUACUCCUGGUUUUUGCGAUAUGCCAUCUACCAUCGUUCGAGCUAGCAUCGUCCAGGCCUCCACCGUCUAUAACGAUACUCCCAAAACUAUAGAAAAGGCAGGGGAGUUUAUUGCGCAGGCAGCGAGUGACGGAGCGCAGCUGGUGGUGUUCCCCGAGGCCUAUAUCGGUGGCUAUCCUCGUGGAUAUAGGUUUGGCAUAGGGGUUGGCGUUCAUAAUGAAGCUGGUCGUGACUGUUUCCGCAGAUAUCAUGCUUCUGCCAUUGUAGUUCCUGGCCCUGAAGUAGACCAGCUGGCGGAGAUGGCUAGGAAAAACAAAGUGUACUUGAUGAUGGGAGCGAUGGAGAAGGAUGGGUAUACACUCUAUUGCACAGCCCUUUUCUUCAGUUCCGAAGGUCGCUUUUUGGGCAAACACCGUAAAGUCAUGCCCACAUCUCUGGAACGUUGCAUAUGGGGUUACGGAGAUGGAUCAACCAUCCCUGUCUACGACACUCCCCUUGGCAAACUCGGUGCUGCUAUUUGCUGGGAAAAUAGGAUGCCCCUCUUAAGAACUUCCUUGUACGGGAAAGGAAUUGAAUUAUAUUGUGCACCUACUGCUGACGGUUCCACGGAAUGGCAAUCGUCGAUGAUGCACAUUGCAUUGGAGGGUGGAUGCUUCGUGAUGUCGGCUUGCCAGUUCUGCAAGCGUAAAGAUUUCCCUGAGCAUGCCGAUUACUUGUUCACCGACUGGUACGACGAUCAACACCAAGAGGCUAUUGUCUCCCAGGGCGGUAGUGUCAUUAUUUCACCAUUAGGAAAGAUUCUCGCCGGACCAAACUUUGAAUCAGAGUGUCUCGUCACUGCUGAUCUUGAUCUUGGCGAUAUCGCACGUGCCAAGUUAUACUUCGAUGUGGUCGGACAUUACUCACGGCCAGAUAUAUUUAACUUGAGGGUAAAUGAGAACCAAAACAAACCGGUUACAUUCGUGUCCAAGUCGGUGAAAGCGGCGGACGACUCAGAGCCUCAAGACAACUAAUCAGAGAUAUAAAGGUUGUUAAUGCCAGCCAUAUGUUAUUGUCAGUUCAAAUAAAUCUGUUUGAGAAACUAUGUUAAGUUUGUUUAUCCUUAUAAUAAUUUAAAAGACCCGGCUGGACAUGGUUUGAUCUAUCGUGUCUGAUAAAACCAAUCGGUUUAUUUUAAGUUGAAA
This is a messenger RNA of Brassica rapa (field mustard), 1352 nucleotides long. Its product is annotated as nitrilase 2. NCBI's taxonomy places the organism in Eukaryota, Viridiplantae, Streptophyta, Magnoliopsida, Brassicales, Brassicaceae. Gene Ontology annotation, molecular function: nitrile hydratase activity; nitrilase activity. The record is from RefSeq and is a predicted model, not a curated record. Gene Ontology annotation, biological process: detoxification of nitrogen compound.